This is a messenger RNA of Neospora caninum, 1041 nucleotides long. Its product is annotated as putative FK506-binding protein 1. NCBI's taxonomy places the organism in Eukaryota, Apicomplexa, Conoidasida, Eucoccidiorida, Sarcocystidae. The transcript is spliced from 3 exons. Gene Ontology annotation, molecular function: peptidyl-prolyl cis-trans isomerase activity. Bases 1 to 1041 code for a protein of 346 amino acids. The record is from RefSeq and is a predicted model, not a curated record.
AUGCAGACUCGCUCCGCGUCACGGGCGGCAGCAGCUGCUGCCGGUGUGCCCGCGGAAGAAGCAGGCGCGACAGAAAGUCCUCGGAAACAAGGAAGACAGGUCCGUGGAAGGACAACCUCUAGGAAGGAAGGAGAGACUGCGCGCCAACAUGAAGACUCCCGAGCAGAUGCGAACACUGGCGAUGCCGGCUGGUUCUCGAACAAUGUCCAGAGCAGCUCCACGGUGAACAGCGGCGCUAGACAAACUCGCAGAAGGGGGGGGAAAAACCACCCUCUUUCGUCGGCGAGUGCCGAUGCGCUGGUGGACGAAGAAGGGCCUGCAAAGAACGCCAAGACGAACCAAAAGAACGCUUUUUCUUUUGUUUGCAUCGUUUUUCUUGUUUUUCUUGCGUGUUUGUCGGUUCCCCUUUUGUGCUGCUUCGGACCGGAACCCUUCUCAGCGUUCCCUGCUCUCUCGAAAGCGGUCGAGAAGUUGCCGGCGAGUUUUUCGUCGCUUUUCCCUCGCCUUUCUGAAAACUCAGCGUCGUCUGGGGUCGUUGACUCGCAAGACGUGACGGCCCACGUGAAGGAUACCCAAAUUUCCGGGGAACAAACGCCUACCACUCCGAACCCAAGUUCUGGGGGGAAACCCGAGCGAAACGACUCGAAACGGAACACACCGUCCCGCUCUUCAAAACCCUCAAAGAAAAUGGCGCCUCUCGCGGCUCUCCAGCACGAGGUUCUUAAACCUGGUUCCGGUCCUGCUCUUCAACGGGGUCAGUCGGCCACUGUACACGCGACAGGCAGCGUACUCAAGCCGGAUGGCUCUACACAGAAAUUCUGGUCUACCAAAGACGCUGGCCAGCAGCCGUUCACGUGGCAAGCUGGUAUUGGCCAGGUCAUUGCCGGCUGGGACCAGGGUGUCCUUGGCAUGACCGUCGGCGAGACUCGACGCAUUUCCAUCCCUGCAAACAUGGGCUACGGCGCGAGCGGCUUCCCUGCAUGGGGUAUUCCUCCGAAUGCAGACCUUCAGUUCGAGAUCGAAUUGCUGCGUGUGCAGUAA